This is a messenger RNA of Strongylocentrotus purpuratus (purple sea urchin), 4161 nucleotides long. Its product is annotated as ankyrin-3-like. Bases 1 to 4161 code for a protein of 1386 amino acids. The record is from RefSeq and is a predicted model, not a curated record. Lineage: Eukaryota; Metazoa; Echinodermata; Echinoidea; Camarodonta; Strongylocentrotidae. The transcript is spliced from 11 exons. Gene Ontology annotation, biological process: RNA processing; signal transduction. Gene Ontology annotation, molecular function: protein binding; RNA nuclease activity; RNA binding.
AUGUGGAAGAAGUUUUUCAAAAAGUCGGUCAGUCGUAAAGGCAACGCCAAAAGUCUGAUCCACGGAGACAAAAAGGAAGGAAAUGAACAAGAUUGCCGUAUUGGUGAUUUGCAGAGUGCACUAAGCAGUGCUGUGCAGAAUGGACAACUUGACCUCAUCCAAAAACCAAUCGGUAAAGGAGCCGAGGUGAAUAACAGCGGAAAUGACGCUUCAGUGAAUGGUCAUCUUGAUGUCGUCAAAGAAUUAAUCAGUCAAGGUGCUGAGGUGAAUGAAGUUGAAAAGGACGGAUGGAUCGCUUUACAUUUGGCAGCACAGAAUGGUCAUCCUGAUGUCACCAAAUAUCUCAUCAGUCAAGGAGCCCAGGUUAAUUACAUCGCAAAUGACGGUUUGACCCCAUUACAUUUGGCAGUACUAAAUGGUCAUCCUGAUGUUACCAAAUAUCUCAUCAGUCAAGGAGCCCAGGUGAAUAACAGCAAAAAUGACGGUUUCACCUUAUUGAAUUUGGCAGCACAGAAUGGUCAUCCUGAUGUCAUUAAAUAUCUCAUUAGUCAAGGAGCCGAGGUGAAUAACCGCGAAAUUGACGGUUGCACUGCAUUGCAUCAAGCUUCACAAUAUGGUCAUCUUGAUGUCGUCAAAGAAUUAAUCAGUCAAGGUGCUGAGGUGAAUGAAGUUGAAAAGGACGGAUGGAUCGCUUUACAUUUGGCAGCACAGAAUGGCCAUCCUGACGUCACCAAAUAUCUCAUCAGUCAAGGUGCUGAGGUGAAUAAAGGUGGUAAUUAUGGUUUGACCCCUUUACAUAUAGCUGCAAUGAAUGGUCAUCCUGAUGUCACCAGGUACCUGAUCAGACUAGGAGCUGAUGUUGAUAAGGCUUGUGACAGAGGAUGGUCAGCCUUAAACCUUGCCACAGCUGCUGGUCAUGUUCGUGUUUCAAGUGCUUUGCUUAGUCAACAAGCUGAGCUGACCACAUCAAAUAUGAUUCAUUGGACGGAGUUACAUACCUUUGCAGAGACAGGCGAUCUUGAUGCCAUAAAAGAUCAUGUCAGUCAAGGAGCCGAGCUGGAUGAAGCUGGUUCUUUUGGUUGGACAGCCUUACAUAUUGCAGCAAGUAAUGGACACCUUGGUAUGACAAAAUAUUUGCUAAGUCAAGGAGCUGAUGUGAAUUAUAGCAACGACUUUGGUAGGUGUGCCUUGCAUAGUGCCUCAGAGAAAGGGAAUUUGGAUGUCGUGGAAUAUCUGAUCAGUGAAGGGGCCGAUAUGAACAAAGGAAAUGACCUUGGAGUGACUGCCCUACAGUUUGCAUCAGAGUCUGGCCAUUUAGAUAUCGUCAAAUCCCUAAUCAGCCAUGGAGCUGAGGCAGAUAAUUGCGACGCAGAUGGAAUCACUGCUCUCCACUAUGCUAUAUGUGCUCGUAAGAUCGACAUUACGAAGUAUCUGCUUAGCCAAGGCUCUAAACUAAAUAAGAGAAGUGUGCGUGACUCUGUCAUCUUAAAAUUUGAUGGACAGUAUGGUCACUAUGAUGUUGUGCGAUGUAUGCAGAGUAAUGUAGGUCGUACAGAUAGCAGACUCGUUGAUUCUUUCACUGUCUUUAGAGGUGCUCCAGAAGGUGAUCUUGGAAGAAGCAAAUAUCAAGAUGGCGAUGAGAAAAAGACAGUUCAAGGUGGAAUGGUUAUGGUGCUUAUGUCACUUAUAUCGUCUGAUCUUGACAUUCAAGAUAUUCUUGCAAGUCAAGGAAGCAGAACAGUUGAACUCACAUCAUUACAAUAUGCUGUAGAAGGUGGCUGUCUUGCUGUUGUUCGGUAUCUGAUGAGCCAAGGAGCUGAUGUGAACGAAAGCAAUAAUAUUGACUGGAGUGCUCUUCACUUUGGUGCGCAAAAGGGGCAUCUUGAUAUUGUAGAUUAUCUACUUGGACAAGGAGCUGAAGUAGCCAAAGGAGACAUUGAUGAUAUCUCGCCUUUGCAUGUUGCUGCAUUUGUUGGCCAUUGUGACGUUACCGAGCAUUUGCUUAGGCAAGGAGCAGAGGUCAACGGAGCCACCAAGGAGAAAGGUUCUACAGCCCUACAUGUCGGAGUGCAGAAUGGUCAUCUCGAUAUCACAAGAUGCUUGCUCAACCACGGAGCCGAAAUUGAUGCGACAGACAAUGACGGUUGGACUCCCUUGCACAUUGCUGCUCAGAAUGGUCACAUCGAUGUAAUGAAGUGUCUACUUCAGCAAUUUGCAGAUGUAAGCAAAGUUACCAAGAAGGGAUCAUCUGCAUUACAUUUAUCUGCUGCAAAUGGACACACCGAUGUCACAAGAUGUCUAUUGGAGCACGGAGCUGAAUUUAAUUUGAUUAAAACUGGUCAGACUGCGUUGCCACUCGCUGCAGAACAAGACCAAGUGCAUGGGACAAGUCCAGAUACGUGGUGUGCUGAAGAGCAGAAACAUCCUUCUUUCCCAAAUGGCCAUGCAAAUACUGAGGGUUUAACAGAAGAUGGGAAGAAGGUUGUUGGACAACAUUCUGAGAAAGGCUGCACACCAGUUCAUUUAGCCACGCAAAAUGGCUACACCUCCAUCAUCGAGACAUUAGUUUCUCAUGGCGCCGAUCUCAACAUCCAGUCCAUCGACGGACAGACCUGUCUUCACGAAGCCAUCAGACGUUGUGGUAGGAAGGACAGCAAAGUUGAAGCAACACCACCACUCCAAAAGAUCUCUGAAGAGUUCUAUCAGAAUGAGUUGUCUGCCAAGAAGGCCUUGGUCUUCUUUCUCUUGGACCACGGAGCAAAGCCGGACAUCAAGGAUAACCAUGGCAACCUACCAGUCCACUAUGCCAAGGAUGAAAUCAUUCGCCAGAUGAUAUUCUCAAGGUCUCCUGCCAUGGACAUCAUCAGAGCUUAUCGAGCAGGAAAGACGGCGCCUCCAGUGGUCAACGCCGUCUCUGUUCAGGUCGGAUAUGAAGGUAAAGAGCUCAAACUGCAACACCAUGGCAUUGCAAUGUCUAUCCCACCUGGAGCUGUCGAACGGAAUGAAUCUUGCAAGGUCACUCUCACCCUUGUGAGGGACCUCUUCAGUGUUGACAUCCAAGAUGACACACCAAUGGCUGCAUACGGGAUCAGGUGUGACCCACCAAACAUGGUCUUCCACCAGCCUGUUAAGAUCAUGAUACCACAUUCCACCAUAUUCAUCAACCCUGAGCAAGUGAUACCAGACAUCGUCUCACAUAUUUGGGAUGCAAGAAAGGGUUUACCAAGAGUUUCGAGGACAAAAUCAUCUGAUGCACCUGACAAAUUGCCGUUCUGCAAAGUCCUGGAGAGACAUCUUGAGCUGCACAUCGAUCACUGUGCCGAGUGGUGGGUUCUUAUCCCUCUUGAACAACAGAUCAUCCAGCUUCAAUUCAUGUGUACCCCAUACGUACCGGACAAGAUUGAACGAGGCAAAGAGUUUGAUGUUCAUCUCCACCUGAAUGCAGAUAUCCCGGGCAUAGAAAUGGAAGUACAAAAGGAGGAGAAGCAGAGUUCAUACCACAAUGCACAUCGCUCCUUUCCGAUCUCUAUCGAAGCUAAAUCCGGUGACAUUUCAGUGACUUGUGACGGUGAAGGCAAGAUGAGCAACACUAAGCUACUUUCUUUGAAGGAUAUUCACAGCCAAAUGAGACACAGCGUAUUGCUAUCAAUUACUCCUGACGAGGGUGAUGCAGAAUUCUUAGUCAUUUACGUGACGAUUUCACAGGCUGGAAGACAAGGGAUGUCUCGAUCGAUGGCGUUCGUCAUCAGAUAUACAGAUGACUCGACAUGCCAAGUAUCUACUGAGCCCUCUUCAUUUAUUCGGGCUGUGGAAGAGCUCUCCGGCAGUGACCUGCCCGACAUUGAUGUUAUCACGAUAGCUCAGAUGAUGACGGUGAACCAGUUCUAUGAUUUGGGAGUGGCUCUUGGUUUUACCAUACAACAGUUGGAUGUCAUAGAAUACAGGAGGUUCCGUGACAGACAGCAGGCCAUCUAUGACAUGCUGGUGACAUGGAGAAAGAGACAGGCCUCCGGCCGAGACGCAAAGGACACGCUUCUCUCGCUCAUGAAAUCUUUGGACACGCCAGCCGAACAGACAGAGAUUCCAGGUCAGUUGAAUGGCACUUGCUCUUGCAUCAAUCGCUCUGCGGUAAUUUCUUACAAUUCUCGCUACCCUAAAUAG